Molecule: messenger RNA, 753 nt
Organism: Labrus mixtus (cuckoo wrasse)
Lineage: Eukaryota; Metazoa; Chordata; Actinopteri; Labriformes; Labridae
Gene: lect2.1
Product: leukocyte cell derived chemotaxin 2, tandem duplicate 1
Exons: 4
Coding region: 213-671 (152 amino acids)
Source: RefSeq, a predicted model, not a curated record
CAGGGCGUCCUCUUUGUUGAGAAAUAAUAAAUAGUCCCUGAUAAGAAACAAGGAAACAAACUGUUGACCUGCUUCUGCUUUUCAAGCCGUGUGGACUUUCCAACCUGUUGAAAGAGGAACAUCAGCGUCUAUAAAACCUGAGAGAAGCUUCAGUUUUUACCUUCAAACAGAAGAAACUCUCGAUCAUCCGGAUCAAACUUUCAGAGCUGAAGAUGAGAGUCGUCGUCGUGUUGCUGGCUGUGUUGUGCGUGUGUGAUGGCGAACAGUUUGGUCAGCUGUGCAGUGGAAACCCUACUAACAGAAGGAGAAUCAGCGACAGCUGGGGACAGGGACACUAUGGAGCCGGACGGGGCAGUAGGACGCAUAAAGGUCUGGAUAUCAUGUGCGAGGACGGAUCGGUGGUCUACGCUCCGUUUGACGUGACUCUGAAAGGGAAACUCACCGUCUACAAUGACCCCAGCAAAGACGCCAUCAACAGCGGCAUCAACUUGAGUGGAGGGGGUCUGAAUUUCAAGUUGUUCUACGUUCAGCCGGAUCAAGUCUCUGGAACUGUCAGGAAAGGGGAGAGGAUCGGCGUCAUGCUGCCGAUGCAGCAGGUUUACCCAGGAAUCACGUCACACGUCCACGUCCAGAUGACAGACAAGAGCGACCCCACACCGUACUUUAACUGAUCUACUCGCUGAGAAAACCUCAAACACACAUCUAUCACAUUAAAGCUUCUUAAAUCUUCCAAAAAUAAACUUCUAAAAAAUG